Messenger RNA from Brettanomyces nanus, 1263 nucleotides. RefSeq lists its product as uncharacterized. The transcript has a single exon. Gene Ontology annotation, molecular function: (R,R)-butanediol dehydrogenase activity; zinc ion binding. Bases 1 to 1263 code for a protein of 420 amino acids. Gene Ontology annotation, cellular component: cytoplasm. NCBI's taxonomy places the organism in Eukaryota, Fungi, Ascomycota, Pichiomycetes, Pichiales, Pichiaceae. Gene Ontology annotation, biological process: butanediol biosynthetic process. The record is from RefSeq and is a predicted model, not a curated record.
AUGCUUACUGCUGCUAUUAGAAGUACAUUUCUGCAGGCGCAACCUCAGCUUUUUCCCACUUUGGCUAUAUGUGGAAAGAUAGCUAGUCGUCAGUUCAGUACAACUGCCUUAAGACCAAUGAGAGGUUUACUUUACUACGGAAGAAAAGAUGUCAGAUACUCUGAAGAUGCUCCAGAACCAAUGGUGAAAAAUGAUAGUGAUGUGAAGAUUAAAAUUGCCUAUUGUGGUAUCUGUGGAACUGACCUUCAUGAAUAUUUGGAUGGUCCUAUCUUCUUCCCAAAGAAUGGAGCAAAGGACAAGAUUUCCGGCAUGAAACUUCCAUUGGUGGAAGGUCACGAGCUUUCAGGAACCGUCGUUGAAGUUGGUAACGGUGUUAAAAAUGUCAAAGUUGGCGACCGAGUGGUCGUUGAAGCUUCCGGUCAUUGCUCUGACAAAGCUCGUUAUAAAGGCAGUGUUAAGCAGGUUAAAGAGUAUUGCAAUUCCUGUAAAAAAGGGAUGCCUAACAUUUGCAGAGACAUGAAUUUUUUGGGAUUAGGUGUUGCACCAGGUGGAUUUGGUGAAUACAUCGUUUACGGUGCUGACCAUGUUCUUAAAGUUCCAUCAAGUAUUCCAAUUGAUGUUGCUGCAUUGGUUGAGCCUAUUUCUGUGGCAUGGCAUGCCGUUGAAAACUCUAAUUUCAAGCCUGGUCAGACGGCAUUGGUUUUAGGAGGAGGACCAAUUGGAUUGGCUGCCAUUUUGGCUUUGAAAGGCCACAAAGCAGGUAAGAUUGUUUGCUCAGAGCCUGCCAAACUAAGAAGAGACUUUGCCGAGAAAUUGGGAGCAGAGGUGUUUAACCCAAUGGAACAUAAGAAUAUUAAUGCCGAUUUAAAGGCUUUAGUUCCCGAAAAUGAAGGUUUCCAUGCUUCGUUCGAUUGUUCCGGCGUUCCUGCAACCUUCGCCACAUCCAUUGAAGCUUUGAGUUCUGGAGGAACGGCUGUUAAUGUGGCCAUUUGGGCAGAUAAGCCAAUCCAGUACAGACCAAUGGCAUUGAGUUUUGAGGAAAAACAUGCAACAGGUUCGAUGGGAUAUUUGGUGAAGGACUUUGAGGAUGUUUUGGAUGCCAUGGAUAAAGGUCUUAUCCCUAUUGAAUCUGCUAGAAUGUUGAUUACAGGUAAGGUUCCAUUAGCCAAUACUAUUGAUGUUGCUUACAAAAAUUUGAUUGAGCACAAGGAGAGCAAUGUCAAGAUUUUGGUGUCUCUAACUGAUGAGCCAACUGAUAUAUAG